Messenger RNA from Penicillium angulare, 858 nucleotides. Its product is annotated as ankyrin repeat domain-containing protein. The record is from RefSeq and is a predicted model, not a curated record. The transcript has a single exon. Bases 1 to 858 code for a protein of 285 amino acids. Lineage: Eukaryota; Fungi; Ascomycota; Eurotiomycetes; Eurotiales; Aspergillaceae. Gene Ontology annotation, molecular function: protein binding.
AUGCCGUCUCCUUCUUUGGAAACAGAACGUGAGGGAUUAUCCAUUUCUUCCCAUUGUGAUUGGGUGUCUGAAAACUGGAGUCAUCGCUUUUCAUUCUCAAUUGCCUCCCGAUUUGGAGGAUGUUCUGAUUCAAAAUUCAGAGCAUUACGUUGUAUCACGUCGAUCUUCAUACGACAGAUUGAACAUGUUGACUCGAGUGAGGAGCAUAAAGCUCCUCAAGCCAUUGAGACUGAGGCUAUUGAUCUAAGCGCGGUAUCGAUUGCAAUCUCCACGGGCGACAUUCUCACGAUCGAACAAUUUCUCUACCACUCAUGCACCAAUCCCAACAUUUUUCGAGCCCUUGGUCGGGAGUUACUCUUCAAAGCGCUAGAAUACCAGCAGUAUUCAAUUCUGGCGAUGCUUUUACGAGACCACCGGAUUGAUGUCAACUCGGAAGACUCAAGAGGUCGAACGGCGCUCCACUUUGCUGUCAUCUAUGAUGACCUCACUGCAAUUCAUCUUCUCAUGACGCACAAAAUGAUCAAGUUGAAUCACCUAGAUUCUGCAGGAGACACUGCACUUCUCUUAGCGGCGAGAACGUUCGAUGGCGGGCUAUCUUGCAGGAAGAUCUUGGACAGUUUGAUCUCAAGUCCGGACGUAAUGGUAAACCAGCGCGACUCUCGGGGUCGUUCAAUCAUCUGGCAUGCAGCAAAUACAGGCAAUUGUGACCUCGUCCAAAAGCUGUCACUUCUUCCCGAGAUAAAACUCGACGCAGCGGACAACGAUGGCAUCGCGCCACAGGAGCGAGCAAGACAGCAGGGCAACCUCACCAUAAUGGAUCUUCUUGAAAAUAUUCGCUCUCAAAGGGAUACGCAAUAG